Messenger RNA from Copidosoma floridanum, 4499 nucleotides. It is a transcript of the gene Rab3-GAP, whose product is annotated as Rab3 GTPase activating protein. NCBI's taxonomy places the organism in Eukaryota, Metazoa, Arthropoda, Insecta, Hymenoptera, Encyrtidae. The record is from RefSeq and is a predicted model, not a curated record. Gene Ontology annotation, biological process: regulation of GTPase activity.
AGCGUCAUCAUCUGUUGUUGGCGGACGACAGCUCUGCUUUGACAGUUUUGUGUUUAUGUAUAUCCUUCGACUUUCCUGUGUCGGCAACAAUCAUAUACCGUGCUUUAAUUGUAUUGUAUAAGAGAAACAUAGGGAAAAGGCCAGUUAUGAGCCAUGUCGUGUCAAAUUAAAGGGAUCGCUAACCUGGUGGAUCCCAGCGACGUCAGGGCUCGUCUUCUGGGCAACGUUGUUCACAAAUUUGAACAUAUACCUGCCAAUGAAUUGCCACUGCAGAAUUGCUUCGUCUCACUAUCUCCAGCUGGAGAUAUUUUAGCUAUUGCUUGGAACACACAUUUAAUCAUACUAGCUUCUAAAUGGGAUUCACGAGAAAGUAGUGAAUUAAAAAACAAGUUUUACGUUGUUUGGGACGGUGAUGUAACAACUGAACAAAACGAAUGGAUAACGUCUGUGAUAACUCUUCCACUCAUUUCUCAUGGGAAAUCCAGUGCUGGUGUCGACUGGACCUGUGUAGCUGUAGGGUUGAAUACUGGAUUUAUUAAAUUUUUUACAGAAACUGGAGGGUUGUUGUUGGAGGAACAGUUACAUAAUGAAAGUGUUAUCAACAUUAAAUGUCAGUCACAUUGUACAGCAAGAUAUAAAGGCGAUGCUGGAACUUUGGAAGACUUUUAUGUACUGUAUAAUACUGUUGUGUGUAUUUUACCAGGAUUUUCUUUGUUUUCAACUCUAAGGGCCUACAGAAAUCACUUAGCUCGAGUCAAGGCUAACUGUAACGACAAGUCUCCAGCAUCAAAUUUAGCUUGUAAAAAGUGGACUUUUAAAAACCAAGAUUUUGUCAAUGAUUGUGAAGUGAUUGGUUCAACUUCUGUGAAUACGUUUGAUCAUUUGAUGACAGCAUCGAUAUGCGGGGGUUACAAUGCAAGUUAUAGGUCAAGUGCACCACAACACAACUUAGUUAUGGCCACAGGUAAAAGACCAUUUGUAGGUUUUCACUAUGCCUUGGAAGGAGGCUCUACUCCAGUUUUAUCAGAUGUUGCUAUUGCAAUGGCUAACAAAGUAGCUAAUGCCAUUGGAGCUGCCGUUCCGUGGUUUAAAAACUCAAAAAAUCCUCCUACUCCAGAAAAAACAAAAAGUGUUGUGACUGAGCCUCCAGAAUCCAUGACUUGUCGAUUUGGUAUUAGUGACGUUUUGAGGGAAGGUGAUUGUAUACUAGUUAGUCCUAAUAAGUUGUUAUCUGUUGUUUGUGAUGCCAUGGGUAGAGUAAUUUUACUAGACAAUAAACAAGGAAUUGCAAUUAGAAUGUGGAAAGGUUAUAGGGAUGCUCAGUGUGGCUGGAUAGUAGCUAAAGAAGAGAAGCUCAGAUCAACUUUAAAAGAUCAUUACAGCAAAAGUGGCUCGAGUAACUGUCAGAAACGACGCAGGGCUUUAUUUUUAGCAAUUUAUGCUCCAAAAAAAGGUGUCAUUGAUAUAUGGAGUGUACAGUAUGGAACGAAAAUAACUACAUUUUCUGCCAGUAAAAAUGGAAGGCUUCUUUACAUAAAUUAUGGCUUAUGCGGGUUAAAUGAUUCAGCAAUCACUUCUUCUAAUCAAGCUCAGCAUCCUUGUGUUUUUAUCGAUCCACUAGGAGAAAUCAGAGAAAUCACUGUUCCAUUUCAUUUUGCACUAAGCAAUCAGAAUAGCAAUAGAGCUCGAGACAUGCACUUGCAUAAAAAACUGAAAAAAUUUUUGAGAGAAGAAGAUUUUGACAAUGAAAAAUUGAUAAACGAAGUCACUAAUAUUUGUCUAGAUUUAAAGACUAACGAAGUUCGAUUCCAAACCAUAGAUAUGCUUAUGACAAAUAAGCAUGUGACACCUGAUGCCCUUCUUUCUGCCAUUAAUUGUUUUACCAAACAGAUUGAAUUACAAAAAGAGGGUGAUUUGGAGCCAGAAACGAAAGCUUUGAAUUUGACGUUAAGUCAGCUUAAAAGCGUAACAAAGUUUUAUAAGUACUUGAGAUCUCAGUACGAUCAACCCCCUGAGUACAACACUGUUGCCUCGGACACUGUGCCUGAUGGAAAACAGUUAUCUUCCAUAUUAUUCACAUCUGAAAGGGAAAUAACCAGGAUAUUGAAAUUAUCAAAAAAAUUAGAAAACAUGAAAAACGCAAGUUCGAAAGUUCAAACUAAAGUCAAAUUUAAGGAAGUGGGCAGAACGUUUCUAGAUUUUUUGGCUUGUUUUGAAUUUGGCUCAACAGGUUUCUUAGGAUUGCAAAAAGAUACCAGCCACGAUAAAAUUUGUCAAAUUUCAAAAUUAAUAUUCCAAGGAUGGAUGUACUCGAACGAUCCGAUAUCAAAAUGGCAAAAUUAUGCCCUAAAUAGUGAUAUAAAACCAUCAGUAUUGAUGCAGUUUGCUCUUCACUAUUGGUUAACUAAAAAAACGGGAGCACCUCUGGAAAUUGAAAUGAUAAAUUUCACAAAACUUCUCAACGCCAUUUGUUCUUUGACAGAUACUGAAGAAAUAUAUGCGAGUUACAACGAAGUCUCUACCUGGUGGAAAGAUGUCCAAAAUAUCCUCAUUCAUUCAGAGUAUCCGUUUAAUGCAUUGACUGCUGCAAUGGCGUGCAGAGCAGUGUCAGUCAACAUCCAAAGGAAUAAAGAUCGAUUAGUUGCCAGUUUCAAAGAUGAUAAUGGAAACGACAAAGAAGAUGACAAAAAUGGCAAUAAGUCGGGGUCAAUGAAAGAGGACAAAGAAAAAGACGACAAUUCGUCACCCGAGGAAGAAACAAUCGGUAACAUAAGCGAUUGGGAAAACGUGAGCCGAGAUGCUUGUCAAUUCUCUUUGCUGAUCGGUAACUUGGAAGAUAUAAGCAUAUUGAAUGCGAUAGUGAGCAAUCCACCAAAAUUGGAUGACACUACGAAAUUUUACGCUUUACCGUAUGAGUCGACGCCUAUUUCGUUGGGUCUUAUUCUUUCCAAAGGGAAAGGCUUCGUAUCGGAAAUAGUAGCAAAGUGGCUUAGCUCGUCGGGUGUUGACCCUGCACGAUUGAUAGACACGACUGACAUAGAGUUCGAUCAAUUGCAACUAUCAACAGAUUCCUCCAAAGCUCAGUCCUUAAUUGAAGCCAAAGCCGUGGAAUCGAUACAAGAUACCAAAGCUGUGCUUGCGGUUUCAAUCGAAGUUGGCACUGAAGCAAAGACCGAUCAAAGUGCUGUCGCAACUGUAUUAGAAAAAGUGGCACUGCUCAAGCGAAAUUUUUCGUAUAGUCUAACGAGUAGCGUCUUACUCGCAAAUUUGUCCUGGGAGUUCGUUAUGAGCUGGAGCAAAGAUAUCCAACGCCUAGAUGCUUUAGAAGCUGCUCUCACAGUAUUACGUCAAAUCCCGUCCAAGCGCAUACGCCAUGGAGUUUGUUGUCUUCUCUGGACUCUUCAUUUGAAAAAGAGAAUGGAAAGUGCUGGAAAGCUAAUCAACAAAUCGGGAAAACUUCCAAAAGAGCGGCUGUGCAUGCAAGACGUGGGGCUUUCGGAUGUCCAAUUGACCUCAUUCUUGAAGCACUGUGUCACAUUUUUAGAUUUCUUUUUAGAGGCCGAGGCGUUGGAAGAUGAAAAUUGUUCCUUCAUUAAAUCGGAAGAAUUGUGGGAAGGUCACUCCAAUGGACCGUUGCCUUUUGCACUUUUGGCAGUCACCCAGUCCCCAGCAUCGUAUGAUUUAAUCAUUUUACAUUUCCAAUUAGCGAGUGUGCUUCACAUGAUAGCUCACUUUAAUUUGAAAGUACAGAAACCAUUGAAUAAUUUAUUUGAUUCAUCGAUCAAUCAAUACUUUUUUCAAGACAUAUCUAUGAAUGCCGAUAUACCUUGGUAUCAAGAUGACAGAAGAGAUAAUUGUCGAGUAGAAUUUUUAUGUCGCGUUAUUACGGCCUCAAUGGAGUUUAUCCAUCAAGAAACUAAAGAGGUGAAUAGUCUCAGCUCCGAUAAAGCUGUACACUGGAUGAGUAAAUGCCAGAAUUUAGCGUUGUCUUGGAAAAUCAGCAGCGACGAAUUGAGGAUCCACCAAGUUUGUCAAAUGUAUGUGAAUGGAUUCGAUCGAAUAGCUGAAGAAAUCGUAAUGGCUGUCAACAAUUUGGAGAAAUUAGCCGAAGAUCUUCUUCCAAUAGCAGGUGGCCGAAUGAUGGCUUAUUUAUCAAGAUCGCCUGACAUGCUGGAAGAAAUAUCGAGGAUAAGCCCGAUGCUCUUGUCAUACUUACAGUGUCUUUCAUCGAAUUCGCAGAACGUAGUUUUUACAAACUGCUCUAACGAGGACACAAUACAGCUGAUACAAAAAGUAGUCAGGAAUCUUCCCGAAACUCACAAUCAAUAUCGUGUAGCUCAAUCGAUGCUCGAUGCAACGUUUAUUUACGAAGUCGACGAACCGCCACAGAAUGAGAAUUGAAAAAAUUCGUUUUUUUUUAUUGUUGAUAUUAUCUGUUGAAUAUAUACGCUCGUUGCCAGAAAUUAAUGGUUUAUCUUUUUUCCCCUUAACGGAGAUGU